Molecule: messenger RNA, 3233 nt
Organism: Rubroshorea leprosula
Lineage: Eukaryota; Viridiplantae; Streptophyta; Magnoliopsida; Malvales; Dipterocarpaceae
Source: the annotation of a GenBank genome assembly
CCUUACAAAAAUCCCUACUUCACUCUCCAUUUCCCGCUAAACCCGGCCACGGAACGCCAAUAAUCAAGUUUUAAUCUCGCCGUUUCCGUUCAAAAAGCAGAUGCAGUUAGGGUUUCUGGGAGGUUUAUCUCUGUCUACUUCAAAACUAUCCCAGAAAAUGGCUGCGUGUAUUGCUCUGUCGCCGUGCCCUUACGCUUUUUCUUGCCGGCGAAGUCCUAGAAGGCGUUCCAUUUCUUUCUCUCUCAGCUCUGCUACCCCAUCAGGUGCUCGAAGAACUAAAGUGCCGCGGAAAAGAUCAGGAAGAUUGGAAGGGGUUGGAAAAAGCAUGGAAGACUCUGUCCAGCGUAAGAUGGAACAGUUCUAUGAAGGGGCUACUGGGCCACCACUCCGUGUUCUUCCAAUUGGUGGUCUGGGAGAAAUUGGAAUGAAUUGCAUGCUUGUUGGGCACUAUGAUCGCUAUAUUCUGAUUGAUGCUGGUGUCAUGUUUCCAGACUAUGAUGAGCUUGGAGUCCAAAAGAUAAUACCUGACACAACAUUCAUUAAAAGAUGGAGUCACAAAAUUGAAGCAGUUGUUAUAACGCAUGGACAUGAAGAUCACAUUGGUGCAUUGCCUUGGGUGAUCCCAGCUUUGGAUUCCUGUACACCAAUAUAUGCAUCAUCCUUUACGAUGGAGCUUAUCAAAAAGCGGUUAAAGGAAAAUGGGAUUUUUGUUCCAUCAAGGCUUAAGGUAUUCCGCACCAGGAGGAGAUUUAUGGCUGGGCCAUUUGAAAUUGAGCCAAUCAGGGUUACACAUUCUAUUCCUGACUGUUGUGGGCUAGUUCUUCGUUGUGCUGAUGGUACAAUUCUUCACACUGGGGAUUGGAAGAUUGAUGAAUCACCAUUGGAUGGGAAAGUUUUUGAUCGUGAAGCUUUAGAGGAACUCUCUAAAGAAGGAGUAACAUUGAUGAUGAGUGACUCAACAAAUGUGAUGUCACCUGGAAGAACAAUCAGUGAACAAACAGUAGCAGAUGCAUUGUUGAGGCAUAUUUCAGCUGCAAAAGGAAGGAUUAUCACUACUCAGUUUGCAUCAAAUAUUCACCGACUUGGAAGCGUAAAAGCUGCUGCAGAUUUAACUGGUAGAAAGUUGGUAUUUGUUGGCAUGUCAUUAAGGACAUACUUAGAUGCAGCAUGGAAGGAUGGAAAGGCACCCAUUGAUCCAUCAACUCUGGUGAAAGUGGAGGAUAUUGAUGCAUAUGCUCCAAAGGAUUUGAUAAUUGUGACUACUGGAUCGCAAGCAGAACCACGGGCAGCCUUGAAUCUUGCAUCAUAUGGAGGUAGUCAUUCAUUCAAAUUGACCAAGGAAGAUGUUAUUCUUUACUCUGCUAAGGUAAUCCCUGGUAAUGAAUCUCGGGUGAUGAAGAUGCUAAAUCGCAUUUCUGAGAUUGGAUCAAAUAUCGUAAUGGGUAAGAAUGAGGGGCUGCACACAUCUGGUCAUGGUUAUCGUGGAGAACUGGAAGAAGUGCUUCAAAUCGUGAAGCCACAGCAUUUUUUGCCUAUACAUGGAGAACUCCUAUUUCUGAAAGAACAUGAAUUAUUGGGGAAAUCAACUGGCAUUCGUCACACUACUGUUAUAAGGAAUGGUGAGAUGCUUGGGGUUUCUCACUUGAGGAAUAGAAGAGUUCUUUCUAGUGGUUUUAUUUCCCUUGGGAAGGAGAAUUUGCAGUUGAUGUAUAGUGAUGGUGAUAAAGCAUUUGGGACAUCAAGUGAACUUUGCAUUGAUGAAAGGCUUAGAAUUGCAUCAGAUGGCAUCAUAGUGGUCAGCAUGGAAAUCUUGCGCCCUCAAAAGGUAAAUGGCAUAAUUGAAAAUAGCAUAAAAGGGAAGAUAAGGAUCACUACACGAUGCUUAUGGCUUGACAAAGGGAAGCUUUUAGAUGCACUCCAUAAAGCUGCUCAUGCUGCACUUUCAAGCUGUCCAGUCAGUUGUCCUUUAGCUCACAUGGAAAGAACAGUGUCCGAGGUUUUGAGGAAGAUGGUAAGGAAGUACAGUGGUAAAAGGCCUGAAGUUAUAGCCAUUGCAAUCGAAAACCCUGCAGGUGUUCUUGCUGAUGAGCUCAACGCAAAGCUAUCUGGUAAUUCACAUACUGGUUCUGUGGUAACAACAUUAAGAAAAGUGGUAGAUCAGCAUUCAAGGAGUAAAUUAAACAACAUGUAUGUAGAUGACCAUGGUCAACCUUAUCUUGAUAAGACUCCAGAACAAAAUUUGGAAGUUGGUGAUGCCACGACAAGUAUCGACUUGGGGGAAACAUACUCUUCAAGUGUUGAGGAUUCAAAUGAUUUCUGGAAAUCAUUCAUCACACCAUCAACAUCAUCAUCACUAGUUGACGAAAUAGAUACAGAUGGCUUUGUUCCAGAAGAGCAAAACAAAGUGGGCAUUAAUAAUGAUGAUACUGAAAGCAAUGAGGACGAGUUGGACAUGCCAAACUCCCAAUCAAAGUCUUCCAAGCGAGCCAAAAGGAACAAAUGGAAACCUGGGGAGGUUAAAAAGCUGAUUACAUUGCGGGGGGAAUUGCAUGACAGAUUCAAAGUUGUGAAGGGGAGAAUGGCUCUCUGGGAAGAAAUAUCCACAAGUUUGGUUGCUAAUGACAUUGAUCGAAGUCCAGGUCAAUGCAAAUCUUUGUGGGCGUCUCUGGUUCAGAAAUAUGAGCAGGAAAGCAUGAGUGAUGAGAAAAGCCAAAAGGAUUGGCCAUAUUUUGAAGAUAUGAAAAGAGUUUUAUCUGAUAAUAAAACAAUGACUACAAAGUGAGGGAAAGAAGGACAAACAAUGGAUAUUGAGGGGCAUCAACAACACAUGUUGUUCAGAAAAAUGCUUGGACAGCGAGAGCCAAAAUGAUCUGUAGCUGACACAAUAAUUUAUACGUGAUAAUUCAUAUCCUGGAGGGUCUAUGGUGAAGAUGACCUCUUUUUGAAGCCAUGAGACAAAUCCAUGAAUGGGAUAGGAAGAAAUGGAGAAAUUUUGUGGCAAUAUAUCCUUUCUGUACAUCUCUUUGAUUGUUCCAUUCACUGAUUUCUGUUAAGCAGCAUUUAUGUUGUAUUAUUUGGUGAAGCCAUUUGCUUCCAAAAAUUUUUAUGAACUAAAUUAAGAAUGGAUUUCCCAUUAAGUAGUACCCGAGCUCCGAAACUAUACAAGCUUGUCAUCGGUUUUUAUAUAUGUAAUUUUAACUUUCGUCAUUUGUUGGAGGGGGACAUGGCAGUGU